AUGAAGAACUUGUAUAGACUAUUUAAAAGCCAAGUCCAAACCAAACACAAUGAAACACAUGACAUACUAAAGGAUAUCUACGGAAGUCAGCAUGAAAUAGAUUACAAUUUUACACAUAAUGUUUCUGAACCAUCUUCUGAACAUAUUGACCUGCUUGUUUGGCCUGCAGGACCACCAUUUGGUCUUGGCAUUAAUACUGGAUCGACUUACACUUCAUUUGGGUUGAUUGAAAUGGGUAAUAUGUAUAAAUAUGGCAAUUUGCGCUCUCCAAAAUCUGCAUCUAAGAAUAACAAGACAUACGUUAGAUUUAUGUCUUCGUUGUGUUAUAAGAUACUUCAGAACGAUCUACUUAAGGUCGUUAAAAGUUCAAAUUUAUUCGAUCUCACAGAUUCUACCAACGUCGUCCAAUUCAAGCCCCUCUCAAAAAUACAUACACCAAUAUAUUUGCGAUCAUAUAGCAUUGCAGCUGAAGAUAAUAAUAGUAAUAGUAAUUAUUUAACACAAUUGCUGGAUAAGCCCAUUGAAUAUUUGUUUAAGCAACUAAUUGAAUCAGAUGAACUGAUCUUUGAGACCAAGAAGAGAAAGGUAGAGGAAGUUGUCACUGAAUGUGCCCAGGACCAACUUUGGGUUGAUAAGUAUAAGCCUUUGUACUUUUCAGAUCUACUAAGUGAUGAAAAGGUCAAUAGGGAGGCAUUAUGUUGGCUUAACUCGUGGAAAAAUUUGGAAGAGAGGGGGGGUGAACCGCGGAUAUUGAUACUGGGGGGUCCUCCAGGCGUCGGAAAAUCAACAUUAGUUCAUGUUAUCGCUAGGCACUCUAACUACAACGUUGUGGAGAUUAAUGCAUCCGAUGAUCGCACUAAGGAUCGACUUAUGCCGAUGAUUUUGUCAAUAACAACGACAAAUUCCACAACCGGCCAACCAAACCUAUGUUUGCUAGAGGAGAUUGAUGGACUUGCUUCAGGGGAAGAACAAGUUAUCUCGGCAUUAGUGUCUCUGCUGGAAAAGAGGACCAAAGAGGGUGGUUAUAAGGUUAAGAGGCCCAUUAUAUGCACAUGCAAUGACUUGUAUAAUCGGAAUCUUAUCAAAUUGAGACAAAUAGCAAAAAUACUUUUUGUUUAUCCGCCUGAUGAGCUUACACUAUUACAGCGACUGCAAAGCAUACUGUCUUCUGAAUCAAUUGUUAUGGAUCCAUUAAUGCUGUCAAAUCUGAUCAAUGUGUAUAGGGAGGAUAUAAGAUCUUGUAUUUUAGCAUUAGAUUAUUACACGAGGGAUUAUAGGAAGGAUAAGAAGUUCAAAAUACAUCUAAAUGAUAUGUUAGAUGCGUUUAAAGAUCAUUCUAGCAGAAUUGAUGAAUUUAUUCGUUUAGUGUUUUCAUUGUCAAAGGAGGAUGAAUCAAUAAAUAUCAUAAAUAACAAAUUGAUUAAAAUUCUAACUACUGGACAAGUAAACCCAAAUUUUAACACAAUGGCGGCGCUUUUAGAUGAUCAUUUGUUAAAAAUUCCAUACAAUGAUCCUAAUAUGAUCAACACGAGUUAUAUCAUGGAUCUUCUUGCUCAGUCAGAUGUUAUCAAUAGCAAAAUAAAUAUUAAUCCUAGUUGUUCUUUGCUAAUAGUGCCCUAUUUGGAAACUGUUAACAAAAUCAGGCCCUUCCAAUCUAGCAGAUUAACGAGCAUUGUAUACCCUGCCCUUUCAAUUCACAAUAUAGGUUUUCAGCGCAGAUUGGCAUCACGCAAUGCAAUUAAAAAUUUGCAAGCCAAUGCAAUACCUCAUUUUGCAAAUCAUAUAGUUAAUCCAUCUUUUCUAACGGAUACUUUAUCAUUCAUACUGUAUAUGAUAAGGCCCAGAGAAGCGUUAAUGGCUCACGAUUGGAGCGAUUUGGGCAGAUUUUUUAAGAACACAAACAUAGUCCAUGAGAUACUACAAGUCACCAAUUCUAGCCCCGCAGUUAAACAAUUGGUGCAGAUAAUUCGUAUACUGAGCGUCUAUGGAAUUCAUCUAAUUAAGGUGCAAAGUAGUGAAAAUAUCUCUGGAGAAUAUCAUUUAGAUCCUGAUUUAACACUACUGCAAAUGGAAUCAUGGUCUAGUAACUUUAACAAUAAAAAAUUUGCACAAUUUAACAUUUUGACCGAUAAGAUUGAUUUUAGACCAUGGAAGAUCGAAUCUUCAGUGUGCGAAUCGUUAUGUAAGGCUAUGAGCUGGUUCACUAAUGUUUGGAUGCACAAUAUCUUUUGUAUUUCCAAAUUAGGUGUGGAUAUAUCUUCUAACAUAAAGACAGCCAUCCUAGAUUCAUAUAUUAGCGGUCCACGAUUCAUACCCACUCCAUCAGUAUCUACCAAGCCAAGUUUGAGCACUCAUGUAUCGAUAUCGGUAAACGAAGAUGAAUUUAUUGAAAACACUCUACAACCAACAUUUAAAGAAUUGUUGGUGGAAAAUUUUGAUAUGAUUAACUGCCUAAGAUCAUUGAAUUUUGAUAAAACCAGUGGCAAGUAUAAGUAUGUGCUGGAAAACACUAGUGCUGUAUAUCAUAUCGUUAACAAUUUUCAGGACCUCUUCAAGUAA
Molecule: messenger RNA, 2559 nt
Organism: Babesia microti strain RI
Lineage: Eukaryota; Apicomplexa; Aconoidasida; Piroplasmida; Babesiidae
Product: chromosome transmission fidelity protein 18
Exons: 10
Coding region: 1-2559 (852 amino acids)
Cellular component (GO): nucleus
Molecular function (GO): ATP binding; ATP hydrolysis activity; DNA binding
Source: RefSeq, a predicted model, not a curated record